CAGUUUCAUACUGCGUUGCUGUAAUUACAGGAUAGUGUAUUUUUUUGGGAGUUUUUCCCGAAUUGGUUCGUGUCAUUAAAUGGUAUGUUGUCUUUGUUAUCUCUGGUUGGAUUGUAUGGCGAACGGGAAAUCGACUAACUUCUGCCCACUGUACAAAGAAUUCGCGAAUGCGCGGAGGCGCGUGUUGAACUUCUCUUUCUUGAAAGAAUCACGUUGGACCUCUGAAGCUCUGAAUCCCUAACCAAGUUCUGGGAUUGAGUUGAAACUUGUAACCAACUAGGGUGGCCGGGCGGUUUGAGGUUGUCACGGGGCCAACAGUAUACCCCUCGAACUCUUGCGUUUUGCGCCCCCCCCCAGAAAGCUUGACUGACCCAUAGCUGAGUCUUGCAGGGUGUUGCAUAUAUCGUCAUGAUUGGUUACAGAAAACCCUGCUCUGUAGGCGGUUCUCGCCACGAUAAAAGACUAGCAGAGGAGGGAGGGACAGAUAUCGUAGAGAUUACCCUCCAAGAUCAGAAGAGAAGAGCCACCAUGGAAGAAGCAAGGCUCCUCCAUCAAGACACCUCUGGGUCGGAAAUUUGUCUCAAAACCUCAACGAAAAUGCUUUAGCAGAUCUCUUCUUACAAUUUGGGGAACUUGAGAGCGUUGCUUUUCAACCGGGUCGUAGUUAUGCCUUCAUUAAUUUCAAACAUGACAAAGAGGCUUUUGCAGCGGUGGGAGCACUUCAAGGUUUUAGUGUUGCAGGCAGUCCACUUAAAAUAGAGUUUGCAAAGGCGGAGAAAUCAUCAGCACCAUCGUAUGAUGAAGAUUACUCGCAACGCCGAGACGAACAACGAUCUGGAGUAAGAGGAUCUCCAUUCUCCCAGAGAGAUUCCAGAAUGUAUGACCCUAGUCUUGACCUUUCCUAUGCUGACAAGCCAAAGAUGAGUGAUAGAAAUGCAGAACCACCAAGUGAGGUCUUAUGGAUAGGGUUUCCGGCUUUAUUGAAGGUUGAUGAAGUGAUAUUGAGGAAGGCCUUCUCCCCAUUUGGGGAGAUUGAGAAGAUCACUGCAUUUCCAGGACGUAGCUACGCCUUUGUUCGCUUCAAAAACGUAAUGGCUGCUUGCAGGGCAAAGGAAACCCUUCAGGGAAAAUUAUUCGGUAAUCCCCGCGUACAUAUUUGUUUUGCAAGGAGUGAAUCUGGUCCGCCCAACAGUGGGAGGAACUCAAUGAACUCCCCUACCUCCCCAAUUAAGAAGUCAUAUGGACGCGCCGGAUCUUCUGAUAGGGACUUUGGGAGCGUACUUGGAGAUCCCACAAUGAGAUCUCCACGUUUUAUGUCGAAUCUGGAGUCUAGAGAUCCUGAUGUCAUGGGUUUUGGGCGGAAAGGUAAUUUAUGGAUGGAUGAAGGGGGUGCAUUUGAACAGAGGAGGUUCCAAGAACAGGGUCCUGAUUUAGGACUCCCGGAAAAUAUGUAUGAACGCCACAGAAGUCCUAAAAGAGACAGAGGAGCUCCAUUUCAUGAUUUCCCUCAAAAAGGUCCAUUCUAUGAUGAUCCUUGGGAUUUGCCAGAAGAGGCCUUGCACUUUCAUGGAGCUAAGAAACUAAAAACUGACUCCUUUCCUCCGGAUAAUGAGCUCCCAGAGUAUCCUUUCUCAGGUCCAGAGCAAGCAAAACAUGGUUUCCCGAGGAUAUUCCCUGAUUUUCCUCAACCUGACCCCCUUGAUAAGAAUUUUGAGCCUGGGCCUUUUGGGUAUAGACAACUUCCUGAUCGGGCAAUAAAUUUAAAGCAACAGUAUGGGGAAAGGAGCGAUCACUGGAAUGCACCUUAUGAUGGCUUCCAAGGUGGUUCUGUUUCAUUGCCUGCAAAUCCUGGUGAGUGGAAACGGUUAACUCCCGACUUGCAUCAGCCUGUGACUGAAGAAUGGAAAUGGGAAGGGACUAUAGCAAAGGGAGGCACUCCUGUCUGUCAAGCUCGCUGCUUUCCUGUGGGAAAAGCACUGGACAUGCCAUUGCCUGAAUAUUUAGACUGCACAGCAAGGACUGGCUUAGACAUGCUUGCAAAGCAUUACUAUCAAGCAGCUAGUGCCUGGGUGGUAUUCUUUGUUCCGGGAAGUGACGCCGACAUCGGGUACUACAAUGAAUUCAUGAAUUAUCUUGGGGAGAAGCAGCGAGCCGCUGUGGCUAAAUUGGACGAAACCACCACCCUGUUUCUAGUGCCCCCUUCAGACUUCUCCGAAAAAGUGCUCAAGGUGCCAGGGAAAUUGAGCAUUUCCGGUGUUGUUCUAAGGUUAGAGCAUCCGGGUCCCAAUCCGGGUUCUUCUCUUCCUCAUCCGCUGGAUAAGAGAGAAAAUAAUUCAAUGUCUUAUCGCAGAGAUGCGUCAUACCCAAAGCCAACAUCACCUCCUCCAGGGCAUUUUCCCUCAGCGCCUUCUUUUCCAAAUAGGGGAAAUUCUGGGGUCAUGAAUAUACCAUUUUCGGGGAAUUCGGCUACAUCCUCUCACGGUAUUGGAAAUAUGUCCAACGCCAGUAAUGAGAACAGGAAUGAUACGGCUCAUCAAAGAAACCCUGGAUUCGGAACAAACUGGUCACCACAUCAUUUGCAGAACCCUAAUUCUGAUCCUAGAAAUAUGGCAUCGCAAUCAUCAAGUACUGCGUUUGACCAUUCUGUUCAGGGAUAUAACCCUACAGUCCCUACCAUGCCUAGGGCUGUGCAAGAAACGAGUUCCAGUAGUUACACCCCUCGAAUGACGGGUAUGCCCCUGGGAGGGAGCAGCAAGCUAUCCCAUCAGCAAACUAAGCCUCAAGUUUCUUCAUCUACACCUAUUUCAGGACUUCAGCCGGAACAACUUGUGCAAUUGGCUUCAUCCCUUCUUGGGCAGCCAAGGCAGUCAGGUGGCGGUCCUGGGGAAGAAUUUAGGCAGUCAGGGGCCAUGAAUCAUUCUGAAAACCCGUAUGGGACACCUCAGAGAUAUACUCCACAGAAUAACCAGUUUGGUCAAGUGCAGCCGCAACAGCAGCAGCAGGCAGCGAAUGUGGCAGCGGGGAAUCAACAGAUGCAAACUGGUAACACACAAGAGGAAGAUGCGGAUCCUCAGAAACGACUGCAAGCAACAUUGCAGUUGGCAGCGGCUCUUCUUCAGCAAAUCCAACAAGGGAAAGGGAAUUGAGAAGUAUGAAUGGCGCGCUCAAAUAUGAAGUCCAACUGCUAGUUAUUCAGAUGAUGAUUGUAUCCUCUGUCCUUUGCUUGUUUUGGGGAAUUUCUGUUUUCUCUUAAUCAGUAGUGGAAGGUUUAUACUUAUUAGUUCGGACUCCUACUUCUUUUGAUGGAAAUCAGAAACCAGCCAGUUUUGAUGAUUGGUUUGCUAUGGAAUCAGAUUUGGUGGUUUC
This is a messenger RNA of Rhododendron vialii, 3366 nucleotides long. RefSeq names its product flowering time control protein FPA. The coding region runs from base 876 to 3146 and encodes 756 amino acids. The record is from RefSeq and is a predicted model, not a curated record. Lineage: Eukaryota; Viridiplantae; Streptophyta; Magnoliopsida; Ericales; Ericaceae. The transcript is spliced from 5 exons. Gene Ontology annotation, molecular function: RNA binding.